AUCUGACACAAAACAAAGCAUGAAUAAAUUAUAAUUGAAUCGUCCAGACCUGCGAAUUGUGUAAAUAUGUCUGAAUCCAACAACGGCGAAGGCCUUGCUCAUAAAUUAUUAAUUAUGUUAUGUGACGUUCUCCGAGCAGGUCCUACCUGAUUUGCUGAGAGCCAGUUGAGUGAGCGUAGGAAAACUAGCGGAAGCCUAGACUAAUUAAUAUUAAUUAUUUUGCUCAAUGACUGGCAUUUGCCUUAUGAAUAUUAAUUAGGCUGUGUCACUGGACGAUCCAGGAAAGUGAACAGGACGAAAUUAAUAUUCAUCAUAUCAAGCCAUAUACGCCAGUCCGCGAACAAAUCAACUGCACUCGUCUGCAAACUGAUUAUAUGUUUUCACCAGAAAGCGACUGAUGACUACAAAGCUAUAAAUGAUUAUACCUUAUAAUCAGAAAUGUGUCGUUGACCUUUCGUGUAAACCACACCCAGAACAACAGUUUUAACAGGUGAGGUCAGGUAGACUCCUGUCACUAAACCGUGCUACUCGACAGCAGGACAAACUGGAUGUCAUGGCUGUGCCUUUACCGAAUGACAGCAGCAAUGCAGCGUUCGACUGGUUCAAUGAAUUCCAGCGCAGCUGCAUUUUGAAGAAUGGGAUUGUUCCAGAAUGGUUCCAUGGAAUCAUAUCCAGAAAGGCUGCGGAGGACAUGCUGAUGUGCAAACCUCCCGGUUACUUCCUCAUUCGUGUUGGUGAGAGCAGGGUGGGUUAUACAUUAUCUUAUCGAGCUGAAGAUCGCUGCAGACACUUCAUGAUUGACGUCUUGCAUGAUAACCAGUAUAUUAUAGUGGGAGAAAACACACCCUUCUCUUCCCUCCAUGACUUGGUGGCCUUUCAUCGCAGAAGCCCCAUUCUCCCCUACAAUGACUUGCUCACUGUGGCCUGCGAACAGGGUGAUAAAAAUAACUACGCUGAGCUGUUGUUUCCUCAAAAGAAAGAUAAAAACCCUGGACAGGUUGAAUGGAUGAAAUGUUCAACUCCAACACAUACUGCUCAUUCAAAAAUUUCUGAACGCAACCCAACUCCGCCGGCCCAAAACGAAUCCUUUACGCAACCUACAAGUCUUUCUGCGAGACUGUAUCCCAGCUUGGAGACAGAAAUGAGCUCUAUGAAUCUACAGAGCACGAAUCAGCACACAAAGCCCAUUCCGAAGCCUAGGACAAUAUUCAAAUCCAAAACACCAACUGACGACACGCCACCACAGUUGCCUCCCAGAUCAUGCUUGCCCAAUCGCCCGCAAGCCACCGCAGAUGCUGACAGAUCCCAAGGGAUGAUGCCGAUAAGCUCCGAUAGACAUCAUAUCCCACCCGACGCACCCGUCGAAGGCCGUUCCCAACAGAAAAACCAUCAACCAUUGAAUCCGGUGGUCAUGGGCCUGGCGCAAAUCAAGAAAAAGCUUAAAAAGAGCCGCUCCAAGGAGAACAUGUAUGAGGAGAUUGUUCAAGAUCAAGAAAAUGCAACUUUUUCUGCUUUGGAGAGUAGUAACAUGAACCCUGAGCAACUGGAGGAAAAUGACUAUCAGGAAAUACUUGAAAAAUCCACAGUUGAAGGCCGUCGGGCAUCUGAUGGGAUUCCCAACUCCGCAGAUAGACAGUUACCUUUGGAGUACUUGAAUCCACCUCCUUUUGCACCUGGUUACUAGAUAAAAACAUCACGUGUGGUUUUACCCAGAGCAUUUGUUUUAUUGUCACUGAAUAAUGUGAAAUCUAUCUCUUUGUUGUGAUGUUCUGUUUUAUUAUGCUACAUUUGAAUUUCUGACUCCACACAUGCUGAACAGAGGUUUGUAACCUGGAAAAACCUGCUGGACAUGGUAAUAUAUUAAUAUAAUGAAAACAGAGCAUGUUGUGCCUGUGGGCAUGAAUUUGAAUAUAUUUCUGGAUUAUACUUCCUAAAAUCUGGCACUUUACAUAUCAGGAAAAAAAAAACAUUGUAAAUAUUAGCUUUUUAUUGCAGAUGGUCAAUAAAUGUACAGGUGAUACAAUAA
Carassius auratus (goldfish) is the source of this 2026-nucleotide messenger RNA. Its product is annotated as hematopoietic SH2 domain-containing protein homolog. The transcript has 6 exons. NCBI's taxonomy places the organism in Eukaryota, Metazoa, Chordata, Actinopteri, Cypriniformes, Cyprinidae. Gene Ontology annotation, cellular component: cytoplasm. The record is from RefSeq and is a predicted model, not a curated record. The coding region runs from base 554 to 1684 and encodes 376 amino acids.